Messenger RNA from Myotis myotis, 2947 nucleotides. RefSeq names its product elaC ribonuclease Z 2 (gene ELAC2). Gene Ontology annotation, cellular component: mitochondrion. Gene Ontology annotation, molecular function: 3'-tRNA processing endoribonuclease activity. The transcript is spliced from 24 exons. NCBI's taxonomy places the organism in Eukaryota, Metazoa, Chordata, Mammalia, Chiroptera, Vespertilionidae. Gene Ontology annotation, biological process: mitochondrial tRNA 3'-end processing. The coding region runs from base 58 to 2517 and encodes 819 amino acids. The record is from RefSeq and is a predicted model, not a curated record.
GCGUGGGGCACGCGGAGCGAGGUGAGCCGCUGCGUCUCUCAGCUGGGCAGCAAGCGCAUGUGGGCUCUCCGCUCGCUGCUGCUGCGCUCCGCGGCCGGGCGCACCAUGUCGCAGGGGCCCGCCCGCCGCUCGCGGCCGCCCAAGGACCCGCUGAGGCACCUGCGCACGCGAGAGAAGCGCGGCUCGUCGUGGGAGCCCGGGGGCCCGAACACCGUGUACCUGCAGGUGGUGGCGGCGGGCGGCAGGGACGCGGGCGCGGCGCUCUAUGUCUUCUCCGAGUACAACCGGUAUCUCUUCAACUGCGGGGAAGGAGUCCAGCGACUCAUGCAGGAGCACAAGCUGAAGGUGUCUCGUUUGGACAACAUAUUCCUGACCCGAAUGCACUGGAGUAACGUUGGGGGAUUGUGUGGAAUGAUUCUUACUCUAAAGGAAACCGGGCUCCCAAAGUGUGUGCUUUCUGGACCUCCACAACUGGAAAAAUACCUAGAAGCUAUCAAAAUAUUUUCUGGUCCAUUGAAAGGAAUAGACCUGGCUGUGCGGCCCCACUCCGCACCCGAAUAUAAGGAUGAGACCAUGACGGUGUUCCAGAUCCCCAUAUACAGUGAAGAGAAGUGUGGAAAUCACCAGCCAGCACAGAGUCCAGACAGGCGCAGUCCAGAGCAGUCUUCCGACUCUGCAUCCUCUGAAAACGAGCAGCGCUUGCCAGAUGGUGUCAGCCAGAGAAGGGGUGGCAGGGACCCCUCCUUGGUCGUAGCUUUCGUCUGUAAGCUUCACCUGAAGAAAGGAAACUUCCUGGUGCUCAGAGCCAAGGAGCUGGGCCUCCCAGUGGGGACAGCUGCCAUCGCUCCCAUCAUUUCUGCCGUCAAGGAUGGGAAAAGUGUCACUUUUGAGGGAAGAGAGAUUUUGGCUGAAGAGAUCUGUACUCCCCCGGACCCCGGGCUCGCUUUUGUUGUGGUCGAGUGUCCAGACGAAGGAUUCAUUCAACCCAUCUGUGAGAACGCUGCUUUCCAGAGGUUCCAAGGAAGUGCCGAUGCCCCCGUGGCCCUGGUGGCUCACCUGGCCCCGGAGAGUGUGCUUGCGGAUGGCAGGUACCAGCAGUGGAUGGAGAGGUUUGGACCUGACACCCAGCACCUGAUCCUGAAUGAGAAGUGUACGUCCGUUCACAACCUCCGGAGCCACAAGAUCCAGACACAGCUCAACCUCAUCCACCCUGACAUCUUCCCCCCGCUCGCCAGCCUCCGCUGUAAGGAGGAAGGCGCCGCCUUCUCUGUGCCCACGGUCCGCGCCGAAUGCCUCCUCAAGUACCAGCUCCGGCCCCGGAGGGGGUGGCAGAGGGAUGCUCUUCUAACUUGCAAUCCUGAUGAAUUCAUAGCCGAGGCAAUGGAGCUCCCCAAUUUCCAAGAGAGUGUGCAGGAGUAUAAGGAGACCGCACAGAACAGCCCAGCCCCAGCCGAGAAAAAAGCCCGGUAUCCAGAAAUCAUCUUCCUGGGAACAGGGUCCGCCAUCCCCAUGAAGAUUCGAAAUGUCAGCGCCACGCUCGUCAACCUCAGCUCCGACAAGUCCCUGCUGCUGGACUGUGGGGAAGGUACGUUUGGGCAGUUGUGUCGUCACUACGGCGAUGACGUGGACAGGGUCUUGGGCAGCCUUGCUGCUGUGUUCGUGUCCCACCUGCACGCAGAUCACCACACGGGCUUGUUAAAUAUCCUGCUGCAGAGAGAACGCGCUUUGGCAUCUCUGGGAAAGCCCUUUCACCCUUUGCUGGUGGUUGCCCCAACCCAGCUCCGGGCCUGGCUCCAGCAGUACCACAACCAGUGCCAGCCGCUCCUGCACCACGUCAGUGUGAUCCCUGCCAGAUGCCUUCAGAAAGGAGCCGAGGUCUCCAGCUCCACACUUGAGAGCUGGAUUGGCUCACUGCUGAGAGGCUGUGAUCUGGAGGAGUUUCAGGUCUGCCAGGUCCGGCAUUGCAAGCAUGCUUAUGGCUGCGCGCUGGUCCAUACGUCUGGCUGGAAGCUGGUCUACUCAGGGGACACCAUGCCCUGCGAGGCUCUGGUCCAGAUGGGGAAAGAUGCCACCCUCCUGAUUCAUGAGGCCACGCUGGAAGAUGGUCUGGAGGUGGAAGCUGUGGAAAAGACACACAGCACCACCUCGCAGGCGAUCGGUGUGGGGAUGCGCAUGAACGCCGGGUUCAUCAUGCUGAACCACUUCAGCCAGCGCUACGCCAAGAUCCCCCUCUUCAGCCCGGACUUCAACGAGAAAGUCGGCAUUGCCUUUGACCACAUGAAGGUGCGGCUCGGAGACCUCUCCACGGUGCCCAGGCUGAUGGCCCCGCUGAAAGCUCUGUUUGCUGACGACCUUGAGGAGAUGGAGGAGCGCCGGGAGAAGCGGGAGCUGCGGCUGGUGCGGGCGGCCCUGCUCUCCCAGGCGCAGGCGGGCAGAGCUGAGGACAGUGAGCCCCCGCGGAAACGGGCCCAUACAGAGGGGCCUGCCAGCCCACAGAGGAAGGUCAGGGCAGAAUGAAGGCCAGGAGCGGCCCUGAACUUGGAAGGCUCACGCCCCACCCCGCACAGGGUCCCGAGUGCGCCCUCUGCCUGGUGGGAGCCGAGGGCACUGUGGAACGGGCGGCACACAGGAACGGCGGUGGGAGCUGGGCCUUGGCUUGGGUUCCAGGUGAGGACUGCGUGCUGGACAUGUCACGAAUGUGCCUGGCGGAGCCGUGGACAGGAGGCUGCGAGGAAAGAAAACGGAAUUCGGUGCCAGUGACUUAAGUCACGUAGAAGAACGCAUACCAGGCCUGUUCCCGCCAAGCCGUGCCCUCCGCACACCAGAGACAGGCUGUCGGGGAACACGGGUCGUGGAUGUGACGUCUCAGUGCCCAAGGCUCCAGGCUCCAGGCUCAAGGAGUAGUGUUUCCAGAGCCCAGAACUCAAUAAAGAUUCCUGCGGAACAA